Molecule: messenger RNA, 6422 nt
Organism: Protobothrops mucrosquamatus (brown spotted pit viper)
Lineage: Eukaryota; Metazoa; Chordata; Lepidosauria; Squamata; Viperidae
Gene: SIPA1L1
Product: signal induced proliferation associated 1 like 1
Exons: 20
Coding region: 40-5361 (1773 amino acids)
Biological process (GO): activation of GTPase activity; regulation of small GTPase mediated signal transduction
Cellular component (GO): cytoplasm
Molecular function (GO): GTPase activator activity; protein binding
Source: RefSeq, a predicted model, not a curated record
UCCUUUGGAGCUUACUGAGACUAAACACACUUUCCAAUAAUGACCAGCUUGAAACGGUCCCAGACUGAAAGGGCUGUUGCCACCGGAAUAUCAGAUGUUACCCCUAAGAUACAUUCAGAUGACUUUUAUAUGAGACGCUUUAGGUCACAGAAUGGUAGCUUGGGAUCUUCCAUGAUGGCUCCAGUGGGCCCUCCACGCAAUGAAGGAUCACAUCAUCUUACUUCCACACCUGGAGUUCCUAAAAUGGGAGUUAGAGCAAGGAUUGCAGACUGGCCUCCAAGGAAGGAGAAUGUCAAAGAAAACAGUAGAUCAAGUCAAGAAAUGGAUACAUCAAGCUGUCUGGAUAGUAUGUCCUCAAAAAGUAGCCCGGGUAGUCAGGGAAGUUCAAUUAAUUUGAACAGUAGUGAUUCUGUCAUGUUAAAGAGUAUCCAAAACACACUUAAAAGCAAAGCAAGACAAUCUGAGAACUUAGAUUCUAGAUUUCUUACACCUGAUGGUUACCACAGCUCCCCAAGAAAAGCUCUUCGUAGAAUAAGACAGCGUAGUAAUAGUGACAUCACCCUAAGUGAGCUUGAUGUGGAUAGUUAUGAUGAAUGUAUCUCGCCCAGUUACAAAUCAGGCCCAUCACUGCACAGAGAAUAUGGCAGCACCUCCUCAAUAGAUAAGCAGGGUACCUCAGGGGAAAGUUUUUUUGACUUGUUAAAAGGUUAUAAAGAUGAAACGUCUGAUCAAAGAGGUUCAGCCUCCAGCAAAUUUGGUGAACUCCUUAUAGCUAGUGGAAGUAAAGGUUCAGGAUUUUCUUUGGAUGUGAUAGAUGGACCCAUUACUCACAGGGAGAACCUUCGAUUCUUUAAAGAAAGGGAGAAACCACUGAAGAGGCGUUCAAAAUCAGAGACAGGAGAUUCUUCUAUUUUUCGCAAGCUGCGUAAUGCCAAAGGUGAAGGAGAUCUUGGAAAGACUUCAGAUCUAGAAGACAGCCGAUCAGAGGAUAGUGUCAGGCCUUGGAUGUGCCCCAAAUGUUUUGCUCAUUAUGAUGUUCAGAGUAUAUUAUUUGAUUUAAAUGAAGUGGCAGUUAACCGGCAUAAUGUUAUAAAAAGAAGGAACACAACUACUGGAGCUUCUGCUGCUGCGGUUGCAUCGUUAGCUUCUGGACCAUUAUCCCAUUCUGCAAGUUUUAAUUCCCCUAUGGGUAGUACAGAAGAACUGAAUUCCAAAGGAACUUUAAAUGUGGACCAGGGAGAUGACAAAAGCAAUGAUCUUGUGUUGAGUUGCCCGUAUUUUCGUAAUGAGAUUGGUGGAGAAGGAGAAAGAAACAUCAGUCUCACCAAAUCUAACUCUGGAUCCUUUAGUGGCUGUGAAAGUGCCUCUUUUGAGUCUACUCUUAGCUCUCAUUGCACAAAUGCGGGAGUGGCAGUACUUGAAGUACCCAAGGAAAAUCUGGUGUUGCACUUGGACAGAGCUAAGAGGUACAUUGUUGAACAUGUGGAUCUCGGUGCAUAUUACUAUCGGAAAUUCUUCUAUCAGAAAGAACACUGGAACUACUUUGGGGCAGAUGAAAACCUUGGUCCCGUAGCUGUCAGCAUCAGAAGAGAAAAACCUGAGGAAAUAAAAGAAAAUGGUUCCCAGUUUAGCUACCGCAUUAUUUUCAGAACCAGUGAGCUUACAACGCUAAGAGGUACUGUCUUGGAAGAUGCAAUACCUUCAACUGCAAAGCACUGCACAGCCAGAGGGUUGCCCUUGAAAGAGGUCCUAGAACAUGUGGUUCCUGAACUAAACAUCCAUUGCCUGAGGUUGGCUUUCAAUACACCCAAAGUCACAGAGCAGCUUAUGAAACUCGACGAACAAGGGUUAAGCUAUCAGCUGAAAGUGGGAAUCAUGUACUGCAAGUCUGGGCAAAGCACAGAAGAGGAAAUGUACAAUAAUGAAUCAGCAGGCCCAGCCUUUGAAGAGUUUCUUCAGUUGUUGGGAGAACGGGUUAGACUUAAAGGAUUUGAAAAGUAUCGUGCCCAGCUAGACACAAAGACUGAUUCAACUGGUACCCACUCUCUUUAUACAACAUAUAAAGACUAUGAAAUCAUGUUUCAUGUUUCUACAAUGUUGCCAUAUACACCCAACAACAAACAACAGCUGUUAAGAAAACGACACAUUGGGAAUGAUAUUGUGACAAUAGUUUUCCAAGAACCUGGAGCCGAAUCAUUCAGCCCAAAGAAUAUUCGUUCUCACUUUCAGCAUGUCUUUGUCAUUGUCCGAGUGCACAAUCCUUGUACUGACAACGUUUGUUACAGUGUUGCUGUGACACGAUCAAGAGAUGUGCCCUCAUUUGGACCUCCAAUUCCUAAAGGCAUCACCUUUCCUAAAUCAAAUGUAUUCAGGGACUUCUUACUGGCCAAAGUGAUCAAUGCUGAGAAUGCAGCUCAUAAAUCAGAAAAAUUCCGUGCUAUGGCUACUAGAACCCGUCAGGAAUACUUGAAAGAUUUGGCAGAAAAGAAUGUGACAAAUACACCUAUUGAUCCUUCUGGCAAAUUCCCUUUUAUCUCACUUGCUUCUAAGAAGAAGGAGAAAUCUAAACCUCAUCCAGGAGUAGAACUCCAUAGUUCUGGCGCUGUUCUCUGGAUUCUCCAUGCUAAAGACUAUAGCAAGGGUGUAGAUAUAGAAUGUCUUUUGGGCAUUUCCAAUGAAUUUGUUGUUGUAAUUGAACAAGAUACAAAAAGUGUUGUAUUCAAUUGUUCCUGCAGAGAUGUAAUAGGGUGGACUUCAACAGAUACAAGUGUCAAAAUUUUCUAUGAAAGAGGAGAAUGUGUUUCUGUGGAAAGUUUCAGAAACCCUGAAGAUAUCAAGGAGAUUGUCAAAAGACUAGAGCUCGUGACCAAGGGAUGUGAGUCAGUGGAAAUGACUUUACGACGGAAUGGAUUGGGUCAGCUUGGCUUCCAUGUGAACUAUGAAGGAAUUGUGGCAGAUGUUGAACCAUAUGGCUAUGCUUGGCAAGCAGGAUUACGACAAGGCAGCAGAUUAGUGGAAAUUUGCACUGUGGCUGUCGCUACCCUAAGCCAUGAGCAAAUGAUUGAUCUCCUGAGAACCUCAGUUACUGUGAAGGUUGUCAUUAUCCCACCUCAUGAAGAUUGUACUCCACGAAGAAGUUUUUCAGAAAUUCAUCGCAUGCCAGUAAUGGAAUACAAAAUGAAUGAUGGUGGAGUUCCAUAUGAGUUCAAAUUCCCAUUCAGAAAUAACAACAAGUGGCAGAGAAAUGCUAACAAGGGACAAGCCUCUCAUGUUCAGCAAAUGCCAUCCCAGAUGCAAAGUCCGAUUACCACUAGGGUUGCCUCAGGGAAAGGUGAAGGAAAAAUGCCUCCUCCGGAUCGGGCCGCCAACAUUCCACGCAGUAUUUCUAGUGAUGGCCGUCCACUGGAGAGUAGAAGGUUAUCUCCUGGUUCUGAUGUCUAUGUGACAGUGUCAUCCAUUGCCUUAGCAAGAUCACAGCAUUGUCGUAACUCUCCAAGCAAUUUAUCAUCUUCAAGUGAAACUGGCUCUGGUGGAGGGACAUACAGGCAAAAAUCUAUGCCUGAAGGAUUUGGAAUGAGUAGAAGAUCUCCUGCCUCCAUUGAUAGGCAGAACACAGAUACCAGUGGCAGUGGCAAAUCCACUCCGAGUUGGCAGAGAAGUGAGGAUAGUAUUGUUGAUCAGAUGGAAGCAACAUGCCAUCUGCCUGCAAUGUCCAAAGUGCUGCCAUCCUUCAGAGAAAGUCCAACAGGAAGAUUGAUGAGGCAGGAUCCAGUAGUUCACCUAUCUCCAAAUAAGCAGGGCCAUUCCGACAGCCACUACUCCAGCCACUCGAGCAGUAAUACGUUGUCCAGCAACGCUUCCAGUGUUCAUAGUGAUGAGAAGUGGUAUGACAGUGGAGAUAGGACUGAAUCGGAGCUGAAUAGUUACAACUACCUUCAAGGCACUUCUGCCGAUAGUGGCAUCGAUACCACCUCAUACGGUCCCAGCCAUAGUAAUUCAACCUCUAUGGGCAACUCGGCAACAUCUCCCCGAUCAGGACUUAUAAAAGAAAAAGUGGCAUCGCUUUGGCACAGUUCCAGUGAAGUGGUCUCCAUUGCAGAUCGGACGUUAGAAAAAGACAGCCACAUGAUGGACAGAAAAACUGAAUCUUCACUGAGCUUGGACAUCCAUACCAAAAGUCAACCAGCCUCCAAUCCUUUAACAAGAGAAAACAGUGCUUUUAGCCUCAGUGAUGCUGGUUCCCAUGCAAGUACCAUGGGUUCCCGACACUCUUCCAGCUCCAUUGUUUUCACCAGUGCCAGAAGUUCACCUAAAGAAGAGCUUCAUUCUGCCACUUCCCCACAGUUAGCACCUUCUUUCUCCUCUUCUUCCUCCUCUUCUGGUCCUAGAACUUUCUACCCACGUCAGGGUGCUACUAGCAAGUACCUGAUUGGAUGGAAAAAACCUGAAGGGACAAUAAACUCUGUGGGGUUUAUGGAUUCAAGAAAGCGACAUCAGAGUGAUGGUAAUGAAAUGGCACAUCCUAGGUUGCGUGCAUCAGCCAGAGACCUUCGGGCCUCACCAAAGCGAGCGUCUAAAUCAAACAUUGAAGAAGAGUUGAAGAAGUUAAUAGACCUGGACAGCCCAACACCCGACUCUCAGAAAAACUUUAAGUCUUCAUUCCCUAGCACUCCUAUUUCAAGGCGUGCCUUGCAGCGAACUCUGUCAGACGAGAGUAUUUAUAGCAGUCAAAGAGAACAUUUCUUCCCCUCACGAGCGUCUCUUCUGGACCAAGUUCUUCCAAACGAUGUUCUUUUCACCAGUACGUACCCUUCUCUCCCCAAGUCAUUACCACUAAGGAGGCCAUCAUACACAUUGGGAAUGAAAUCCUUACAUGGAGAGUUCUCUGCCUCUGAUAGCUCCCUCACUGAUGUCCAGGAGCAGAGGAGGCAGCCGAUGCCAGAUCCAGGGCUCAUGCCCUUGCCUGAUUCAGCUUCAGAUUUAGAUUGGUCAAAUUUGGUAGACGCUGCCAAGGCCUUUGAAGUCCAGCGAGCAUCCUUUUUUGGAACUAAUGAUGAAAACCAUAGGCCCAUCAGUGUGGCCUCCAGUAAUGAUCAGGCUGAAGACCAGCUUUCUGCACAGAUGAAGCCUUACACUGGUAAAGAAUCUCCUCCUCUUGCUUCUAAAGUGAACCAGCUGGAGAGUAUGCUAAGAAUAUUGCAGGAAGAUUUAAAGAAGGAAAAAGAAGACAAAGCCAGUCUUCAGGCUGAAGUACAACAUUUACGGGAGGAUAACUUACGAUUACAAGAGGAAUCGCACAAUGCCUCUGAAAAACUGAAGAAAUUCACUGAAUGGGUUUUCAACACAAUUGAUAUGAGUUAAUAGCACAUAUGAAACAAACACAUUGGCAAAAAAUAUCUCUGGAGUGGGACGUAGCUUUAACACCAUCCUAAAUUAUACAAACCCAGUCAGAGCACUUUCAUAUGUUUCAUAUUAGGGGUACCUUUUUUGGUUUUCCUUUGUUUCAUUUUAACAUAUCUGCAAGCACCCAGAAUUAUUGCAGAUCAACUAUCAGUGAAUGCCUUUUAUAGGAAAAGAAGAAAAAAAUAAUUUUAAAGGAAAUAAAAAUUUAACUACUAAAAUGUGAAUGUCUUUAGAUUUUUUGCACAUUCUCUUUACCUGUUCUGUAUAAAAUUAUUUGGAAAGUGGACCAGAAUAACUGUCCAUUUGCCUCUAAUUCUAUUCAUUACUUUGUAUAAGUUUCAGAUUAAUCUGCUUCAUUCUGCUUUAGUAAAUAUUUCAACAAGACUUAUUUUUUCCAAUGCUUAAGAGGUUGUUAACUGUCUUGUGUGUCUGUUAAGAAUGCUAUCUCCACAUCUGUUGUACAGAAUCAUUUCCCAGAGAAUAUCAGAAUGUGUACACACAUCCUAUUUGUGUAUAAAGUGUAGCUAGCACAAAGCUAUGGAUAUGUCAAGCUAUCCACUUCUUUUUUGCACAUCUAUAUAAAUUUGAUGCUCCCAAAUGAAACAGCUUGAGAUAAACAUUGUCAAGUAGAUAUAUUAAAUGCAUAUUUCUUCUCUGAAAAAGAGAAAAAAAUGCUAGUAUUGUAAUAAUUAUUCUGUCUUUUACCAGCCAGGAAUAUUUCUUUCAGUGGUCCCUUCUAAUGAUUGAAUUAAUUUUUCAUAAAUACUUAAUUCCUGCUGUCUGAGAAAUUAUUAAUAGCUUUCAGUGGCUGCUAGAAUUCUCUCUUAGCACCUUUACUUUUAUAGAGAUAUUUUAUAUAUAUGCACACACAGAUUAAGAAGUUAAAAAUGCAAAUCUAUAUCUUUUAUUCUGUUUGGCAUAAAUAUGGCAUAAACUAAUUUUCAGUAGUUUUCCAGUUAAUGCCUCAAAUGAAGUAAUAAUUGGACAACUGUUAUUAAAACAUGCAAAGUUCCUUCCUU